ACGCCAAAAUAGGAACAAUAUAUGCUUUCUCUAUCGUUCUCUAUGGGUGGGAGCUUUCCAAACUUUUUUUUAUUUUUUAUAUCUCCCUGUCAUCACAUGAACAUUGAAGAAGUGACUGGUUGCGACUUCAACUGUUUGUUGUUGUAGCUUUCAUUUAUAACCACAUUUUCAUAGAAUUUGUCCUACAUAAUGCGUUCCCUUGGACUGUGUAGUUUGAUGUUGCAUGUGAUCGUUGUUUGUUCCACGGAAUUGACGUUUGAGUUACCUGAUAACGACAAGCAAUGUUUCUAUGAAGAGCUUCAGAAUGGAGUGAAGUUUGACCUAGACUUUCAAGUGAUUGCAGGAGGGAACUAUGAUGUGGACUGCUUUGUAACAGAUCCAGUGAAUAACGUCCUGUAUCAGGAGAGGAAGAAGCAGUACGAUAGCUUCUCUCACACCACCACUAUGAAAGGAACCUACAAGGUCUGCUUCAGCAAUGAGUUCUCUACCUUCUCCCACAAGACAGUCUACCUGGACUUCAGGUCUGGAGAGGAGAGACCCCUACUGCCUGACAUGAACAGAGACACAGCCCUAACACAGAUGGAGUCGGCCUGUCUGUCCAUCCAUGAGAUCCUGAAGGUAGUGUCUGACUCUCAGACCUGGUAUCGGUUACGGGAGGCUCAUGACCGCAUCAGAGCAGAGGACCUCCAUGAGCGUGUGUCCUAUUGGUCGAUAGGAGAAACUAUAAUCCUUUUCACUGUCAGCAUUGGACAGGUUCUCAUUCUCAGGAGCUUCUUCAGCGACAAGAAGGGCAGUGUUUCAGCCAACACAUAGAUCCCACCAUUAUUAUAUAUAUAUGAUACAUUGUAUAAUACUGGGUUAGUGUUGCAGCCAACACAUAGAUCCCACCAUUAUUAUAUAUAUGAUACAUUCUAUAAUACUGGGUUAGUGUUGCAGCCAACACAAGAUAUUGUAUUAUAGGUCAUCUGCAACUAGACUGUAACCUACCUUCAUACCCCACAACAAACUGUAGUCCUAUACAGUUAUAUUAAAGGACUUCAGGAACUAUUAAAUCUGUCUGCUAUUAAGACUCUAGCUUGUGGACUCUAGCCUCUGAAAAUGAAAUACUGUGGUUGCAACAGCUGUUUAGUGAUUUCAAUCAAAGUAGGUUAGCAACCUAACACACCUGUGGUACACCAAGCAUUUAUUUCUUUUUGUCUCAGUGUACAUCAUUCAUUUGUGCUAUGACAUUAAUUUAUUGUGUGUAAAACGUUUUGUUGGUCUGUCUCGCCCUCUCUUGUACACAGUCACACACACCAUAACCCCACAAUUUGAUUUCCAUUUCAAAUCCUAUUUUCCCUUUCCUUAACCCCAACCCCUAAGCUUAAAAUAGCCUUUGUCCUUGAAUUUUCCUUGUUUUACUAUCCUUGUGAGGACUUUUGGCAAUUCCUAGUCCACUUGAAGAUAAGGGCGUGUCUUGACUAUCAUUAAAGUCAAUAAUGUUAUAUUA
Molecule: messenger RNA, 1489 nt
Organism: Oncorhynchus gorbuscha (pink salmon)
Lineage: Eukaryota; Metazoa; Chordata; Actinopteri; Salmoniformes; Salmonidae
Product: transmembrane emp24 domain-containing protein 3-like
Exons: 3
Coding region: 190-813 (207 amino acids)
Biological process (GO): Golgi organization; endoplasmic reticulum to Golgi vesicle-mediated transport; intracellular protein transport
Cellular component (GO): endoplasmic reticulum-Golgi intermediate compartment; COPII-coated ER to Golgi transport vesicle; endoplasmic reticulum
Source: RefSeq, a predicted model, not a curated record